Messenger RNA from Ramularia collo-cygni, 1593 nucleotides. Its product is annotated as probable purine-cytosine permease and related proteins. Gene Ontology annotation, molecular function: transmembrane transporter activity. Gene Ontology annotation, cellular component: plasma membrane; fungal-type vacuole membrane. The coding region runs from base 1 to 1593 and encodes 530 amino acids. Gene Ontology annotation, biological process: transmembrane transport. NCBI's taxonomy places the organism in Eukaryota, Fungi, Ascomycota, Dothideomycetes, Mycosphaerellales, Mycosphaerellaceae. The record is from RefSeq and is a predicted model, not a curated record. The transcript is spliced from 3 exons.
AUGGCUUACGCUUCCAACCAUGCGGAUGUCGAAAAGCAUGGAGGUUUCGUGAAAGACCAAGCCAGCAGCGAGCAUAGCGACUACGAGAAGAGAGGAGGAAGCGCAAAUGGGGCUGUUCCUGGAGAAAGCUUCGAGAUUGGCGACAGCUGGUAUGCCAAGAUCCAGCGUGUUGCUGGCAAGUUGAAUGUCGAGCAAAGAGGCAUUGAGAGAGUGCCGGAAGAUGAGCGCACCGAGCAUGGAUUUCGCGCGCUCCUGAAUGUGGCCACCAUGUGGUUGUCAGCGAACAUGGUCGUAUCGAGUUUCGCCAUCGGCAUCCUCGCCAAAAGCAUAUGGUUCCUGGGUGUCGCUGAUGCCAUGCUUGUUUGCCUCUUCUUCAACUUGAUUGCCAUCACUCCCGUCUGCUACUACUCGACCUUUGGACCCAAGUUCGGUCUCCGGCAGAUGGUUCUCUCUCGUUUCUGGUUCGGAUGGUGGGGUGUGAAGCUGAUCGCCGUAUUCAAUGUUCUUGCUUGCAUCGGAUGGUCGUCAGUGAAUUCGAUCGUCGGCGCUCAGCUCAUCAAUGCUGUCAACAGUGACGUUCCCGGAUAUGCCGGUAUCCUCAUCAUCUCAUUCUGCACCUUCGGCGUCUGCCUCUUCGGAUACAAGAUCGUCCACGCUUACGAGUUCUGGUCCUGGGUCCCGGCAGCUAUCAUCUUUUUGAUCACUCUCGGAGUCUUUGCGCAUAGCGGCGACUUCGUCAAUGUCAAGAUGGGCGUUGGCUCUUCUGAGAUGGGCGGCGUGCUAUCCUUCGGUGCUACGGUAUAUGGCUUCGGCACUGGAUGGGCCUCGUAUGCUGCAGACUACACCGUCUACCAGUCUGWUACACAGUCCCGCAAGAAGGUCUUCUUCUUCACUUGGAUCGGUCUGAUUGUACCCCUCCUCUUCACUGAGAUGCUGGGGAUUGCUAUCAUGAGCGCCACCGAUCUCAACGGCGGCGACAACCGUUACGCAGCCGGAUACCACGAGAGUAAGACUGGAGGCCUUCUCGGAGCCGUCCUCAUCUACCAUCUGGGCACUUUUGGCAAGUUCUGCUUGAUCAUCCUCGCUCUGACCAUCAUCGCCAACAACUGCCCCAACAUCUACUCAGUUGCUUUGACAGUCCAAGUCCUCUCUCGCUACACCCAGAAGGUUCCUCGAUAUAUCUGGACAGCAAUUGCAACUGGUGUGUACAUUGCGAUUGCGAUUCCAGGCUACAGCCACUUUGAGACCAUUCUCGAGAACUUCAUGAACUUCAUCGGAUACUGGCUCGCCAUCUACGAGGGAAUUUCUCUGACAGACCACUUUGUCUUCAAGCGCGGCUUCGGCGGAUACAACCCUGAAGACUGGGACUCUCCUGAGAAGCUCCCUCCUGGUUUCGCAGCGAUUGGGGCUUUCUGCUUCGGAGUCGCUGGAAUGGUGACGGGAAUGAGCCAGACCUGGUUCGUAGGGCCCAUUGCGCUACACGCUGGCGCAGCACCUUAUGGCGGAGAUGUUGGCUUCGAGCUUGGAUUUGCCUUUGCUGCGACUUCAUAUCUUGGCUUGAGGUAUCUGGAACGAAAGCACUUUGGGCGGUAA